AUGGAAGUGAAAGAGGAGAGUCAAGCUGAAGUGGAUGAGAAACAUCAGAUUGUAAAAAUAAACCAUAAUGUUUCACAGAAAGAAACUCUGAAGACAGAAGACAUAAAGUGUGAAAAUAGUUUCAGUGAAGAUGAACGCCCUGCAGAUCACAAGAGGACUCACAGUGAGGAGAAACCUUUCAAAUGUCAACAGUGUGGAAAGAGUUUCACCUUUAAAUCGAGCCUUAGCCGGCACAAGAAAGCUCACAUGGUGGGAAAGCAACACGCGUGCCAGCAUUGUGACAAGAGUUUCCCAUAUAAAAGUCAACUUAAGAGACACAUGAUAACUCACAGUGAAAAGAAACCUCACGCAUGUCUUCAGUGUGAAAAGAGUUUCAGAGAUAAAAGUAGACUUGAGGCUCACAUGAGAAAUCACACUGGAGAGAAACCUUACAUAUGCACUCAGUGUGAAAAGAGAUUCAGUACGUGGAGCAACCUUAAAUCACACAUGAUAACUCACAGUGAAAAGAAACCUCAGGCAUGUCUUCAGUGUGGAAAGAGUUUCAGAGAUAAACGUGGACUUGAGAUACACAAGAGAAUUCACACUGGAGAGAAACCUUACAUAUGUCUUCAGUGUGAAAAGAGUUUCGGAACAAAAUAUAAACUUAGAGCACACAUGAGGAUUCACACUGGAGAAAAACCAUUUACUUGUCAUCUGUGUGGAAAGAGUUUCAGAGAUAAAAGUUAUCUUAAGGACCACUUAAGAAUUCACAAUGGAGAGAAACCACAUGCAUGCCAUGAGUGUGAAAAGAGUUUUAAAACUGCAGGUGACCUUAAAAAACAUUUGAGGAUUCACACGGGAGAGAAACCUUACACUUGUCAACUAUGUGGAAAGAGUUUCAGAACAAAACCUAACAUUAAAGCACACAUGAGGAUUCACACCGGAGAGAAACCGUUCACUUGUCAUCACUGUGAAAAGAGUUUUAAAACUGCAGGUGACCUUAAAAAACAUUCAAGAAUUCACACCGGAGAGAAACCUUACACUUGUCAACAGUGUGGAAAGAGUUUCUCUGUUGAAGGAAACCUUAAGAUACAUGAAAGAAUUCACACUGGAGAGAAACCUUACAGAUGCCAUGAGUGUGAAAAAUGUUUCAGAAGUAAAGGCAACCUUACAACACACAUGAACAUUCACAAAGGAGAGAAACCUCACGUGUGUUUUCAGUGUGGAAAGUGUUUUAGUGUGGAGUGUCACCUUAAGAGACACAUGAUAACUCACAGUGAAAAGAAACCUCACGCAUGUCUUCAGUGUGAAAAGAGUUUCAUAGAUAAACGUGGACUUGAGAUUCACAUGAUAACUCACAGUGAAAAGAAACCUCACGCAUGUCUUCAGUGUGAAAAGAAAUUCAGUACGAGGAGAAACCUUAAAUCACACAUGAUAACUCACAGUGAAACGAAACCUCACGCAUGUCUUCAGUGUGAAAAGAGUUUCAGAGAUAAACAUGGACUUGAGACUCACAUGAGAAAACACACUGGAGAGAAACCUUACAUAUGCUCUCAGUGUGAAAAGAGAUUUGGUACGUGGAGCAACCUUAAAUCACACAUGAUAACUCACAGUGAAAAGAAACCUCACGCAUGUCCUCAGUGUGAAAAGAGUUUCAGAGAUAAACAUGGACUUGAGACUCACAUGAGAAUUCACACUGGAGAGAAACCUUACAUAUGUCUUCAGUGUGAAAAGAGUUUCAGACAUAAAUGUGGACUUAAGACUCACAUGAGAAUUCACACUGGAUAAAAACCUUACAUAAACUAACCGGCCACUUUAUUAGGUACACCUUUCCAACUGCGCUUUAAUGCAAAUUUCUAAUCAGCCAACCAUAUGGCAGCAACUCAAUGCAUUUAGGCAUGUAGACAUGGUCAAGACGAUCUGCUGAAGUUCAAACCAAGCGUCAGAAUGGGGAAGAAGUGUGUUUUAAGUGAUUUUGAACGUGGCAUGGUUGUUGGUGCCAAACGGGCUAGUCUGAGUAUUUCAGAAACUGCUGAUCUACUGGGAGUUUACAGAACCAUCUGUAGGGUUUACAGAGAAUGUCAGAAAAAGCGAAAAUAUCCAAUGAGAAGCAGUUCUGUGGUCGCAAAUGCCUUGUUGAUGCCAGAGGUCUUAGGAGAAUGGUCAGACUGGUUCGAGUUGAUAGAAAGGCAACAGUAACUCAAAUAAUCACUUGUUACAACCGAGGUAUGCAGAAGAGCACCUCUGAACACACAACACGUCGAACCUUGAGGCGGAUGGGCUACAGCAGCAGAGGACCACACCGGGUGCCAUUCCUGACAGCUAAGAACAGGAAACUGAGGCUACAAUUCGCACAGGCUCACCAAAAUUGGACAGUAGAAGUUGGAAGAACGUUGCCUGGUCUGAUGAGUCUUGAUUUCUGCUGCGACAUUCAGAUGGUAGAGUCAGAAUUUGGCGUCAACAACAUGAAAGCAUGGAUCCAUCCUGCCUUGUAUCAACGGUUCAGGCUGGUGGUGGUGGUGUAAUGGUGUGGGAGAUAGUUUCUUGGAACACUUUGGGCCCAUUAGUACCAAUUGAGCAUUGUGUAUUGUUUCUGACCAUGUUCAUCCCUUUAUGACCACAGUGUACCCAUCCUGUGAUGGCUACUUAAAGAAGGAUAACGCGCUAUGAUGUCAUGAAGUGCAAAUCAUCUCCGACUGGUUUCUUGAACAUGACAAUGAGUUCACUGUACUCAAAUGGCCUCCACAGUCAUCAGAUCUCAACCCAAUGGAGCAUCUUUGGGAUGUGGUGAAACGGGAGCUUCGUGCCCUGCAUGUGCAGCCGACAAUUCUGCAUCAACUGUGUGAUGUUAUCAUAUCAAUAUGGACCAAAAUCUCUGAGGAAUGUUUCCAGUACCUUGUUGAAUUAAGGCAACGAAUGAUUAAGGCAGUUCUGAAGGCAAAAGGGGACCCAACCCGGUACUUGUAAGGUGUACCUAAUAAAUUGGCCGGUGAGUGUAUGUCUUCAGUGUGAAAGGAGCUAUACAAGUGAAGACACUCUUAAGAAACACAUGACAGUUCAGUUCACACAGGAGAGAAACCGUUCACUUGUCAACACUGUGGAAAGAGCUUUACAGUGAAACGUUACCUUAAUGCACAUGUGACAAUUCACACUGGAGAGAGACCAUGCGUUUGUCAACAAUGUGUAAAGAGUUUCAGGACAAAACCAAACCUAAAAACAACAAGAUUUCACACUCAAUAGGAACCAAUUAUGUGUCAACAGUGUGGAUAUGGCAACAAUGUUUAGAAAUUAGCUGAGGUCUUAAUAAUAAAACGGUCUGGAGGAUCCUUACUAAAAGUCUACAUGCGCACAAAAGCCAAAAAUGAUGUACGGCAAAAAAGAUUCAGACAGUUUCUCAAUCUGCAUUCUUGUUUGUACUUGUGUUCUUGUGAAACGUCAUCAGUCGCGGCCCAAGUACUGUUCCAGUUCCAUGAUCACAUCACGCCAAGUUCACAUAACAUCUCGCAAUGUGUUCUUGAUCCACUCAUUUUAUCGAGGAUGCAUCAGAAGGUGACUUGUGUGGACUUAUGAUAGACAAGUUUCCCCGAAUACAUUUCACGUUAACUGCAAAGGAGCUUAAAACCGGCACAUUAUUUGAAAUAUUACUUUUUCUGUGUAAAAUGUAGCUGUUUGUCAAGAAUAUAGAUGAAUAAACUUUAAAUCUGUGGUCAGUUAGUAAAAAUAGCGCCUAUAUUAACAUUUCCUCUGAUGAUUUUGGAUAUGUGAGUUCAAGUUGAUCAGCGGGUUGUCAGUGCCGUGUACACCAUCAAGGGCAGAUUCAUCUCUGCAAGUCCUUCUGAAAUGUUCUGCUCCCUCAUUGCAGCUGCUCUGCCCUUCAGUGUCUGAUGGUCAAACAUGGAAUAUUUCCUUUAGAUAUAUCUAACAUGUAUUUUUCCGUCUCAUCAAUUUAUUUCUCUUUAUUCACAAGAAGUCUGUUACUUGUUAUUAUUGUUUUAACUGAUGUUGAAGUUAAGUUUCAUAACUUAAAUCACAUAUAUUUUCAAUAAAAUCUUAACACUGAAUCACUGCCUUUUAAACUUUAACUAGAUUUUUACUUGUGUUUAUCUUCAAAACACUAUGCAGAUUUUCACAUUUUCUCACGGGCAGUUUAAGACUGGCUUUUAGACCACCAGUCCUGCUCUCACUAAAAGUAUUUUAUAGUUUUGUAAUUAGAUAAUUUUGCACACAGUUGGAUCAUUUUAAUCUCAUAUUUGUGUAUUACAAUUUGUUGUGAACAGUCUUUGUUACUUGAAUAUUUCAUAUGUGUAGUGCUUUUUGUUAUGUACUGUGAUGCAAUUUUAAUUAUGUAGGACUACAGAUGGAAAGUAUCAUAAUGCUAAAUCUAGUGCAGCCAUCUUUUUAAUGUAACUGCACAUUGUCCUAAUAAAUGAACAAACAAACAAACUAUGGGUGAUGUCACGGAUACUACGUCCAUCUUUUUUACAGUCUAUGGUGAAUACGCUGAUUACGCACAGAGUAAUUGGGGAUUUCUGCCUAGAUUUGGCAUACCCAAUUUCAAAAGCUUCUCAUACCCAUUUACAUUUACCUUACAUUUAGUCAUUUAGCAGACGCUUUUGUCCAAAGCCACGUACAAAUGAGGUAAACAAUAGAAGCAAUUAUAGCGACACAAGAACAGUAAUACAUAAGUGCACUGGAAGUAGUCUCAUCAUGUCCAACACAGUAUAUAUAGCCAUGGGUUAGUGUUUUUUUUUUUUUUGGAAGAAUGUAUAGAUAGAGAUCAAGAAU
Molecule: messenger RNA, 4764 nt
Organism: Paramisgurnus dabryanus
Lineage: Eukaryota; Metazoa; Chordata; Actinopteri; Cypriniformes; Cobitidae
Biological process (GO): regulation of transcription by RNA polymerase II
Molecular function (GO): DNA-binding transcription factor activity, RNA polymerase II-specific; RNA polymerase II cis-regulatory region sequence-specific DNA binding
Source: RefSeq, a predicted model, not a curated record